Messenger RNA from Scedosporium apiospermum, 4698 nucleotides. RefSeq lists its product as uncharacterized. NCBI's taxonomy places the organism in Eukaryota, Fungi, Ascomycota, Sordariomycetes, Microascales, Microascaceae. Gene Ontology annotation, biological process: transcription initiation at RNA polymerase II promoter. Gene Ontology annotation, molecular function: chromatin binding; transcription cis-regulatory region binding; RNA polymerase II general transcription initiation factor activity. The record is from RefSeq and is a predicted model, not a curated record. Gene Ontology annotation, cellular component: transcription factor TFIID complex. The transcript has 2 exons. The coding region runs from base 1 to 4698 and encodes 1565 amino acids.
AUGGCGCAAACAAUAGGAGGAUUUCAAGAUGUCAGCGAUGCCGAAGACCAUGACGUGGAGAUGCUUAGCGACGAAGAGCCCAAGCCCAUCAAGGACUUACCUCCCUUCAAAUACAUCCUGAUCCGUCAGGAUGUCGAUCUGGAGAUUAAUUUCCUCGAGCGAAGUCUUAAGGGCAAGACUGAGAUUAUGAUUCACGCGCUCGACAGUUCGACACUCCAGGAAAUCGCCAUCGAUGCCCGGCAAUGCAAGAUCGAUACCGAGAACAUCACUGUGCAAAAGAUGCGGAAUGGCCAGCCCCUCGGCCAACCGAGCCCAGCGCCCGCCACCUACGUGGAUCCCUACAACCUUCUCGAAUACCCCCAACUCUAUCGAUGGAACGCCCGACACGCUGGCAUUCGCAAGAUACGGGUACGACCCUUGACUAGGACUCGAGCGACGGACCUUCCCGCGGAAGAUAGAAGAUUCGCGGGUUGUACUCCUGUCGAUGGCUCGUUGCGAGUGAAAAUUAAGAAUGAGGAGCCCUCCUCCAGCCAUAGGAUCAUUGUGAGGAAACCGUCAGCCACGGGGCCGAAUGCGUUUCUUGAUGGGCGGACGGAUGAUGAAAUGUCGUACGUCAUUUCGAUUCCAUUCGAGACGAGGGAUAUACGUGACGGUUUGCAGUUUGUCGGCCUUGAUCCUGGCGACAUGAGAUAUCCCCACGCCUACACGCGUCAUUCUUACGAGCCGGGCACUGCCUGUUGCUUGUUCCCCUGCCUCGACGACCUUGGUUCCAUCGGGGACUGGAAGAUCUCCAUAAAGUGCCCACGGACUCUAGGCGAUCUGCUUGGCCAAGCUCUUGUCACCAAACGCCAAGCCAACGGAAACAACUCAAAUCAUCACGACAAUUCUACCCAGGUUAUCGGCGGGAGUGAACCCGUACUCAGCGAGGAAGACAAGUUGCUAGAAGUGACGGUCGUGUGCUCGGGGCUUCUGACUGACGAAAUCAUCGAUCCCAACGACGAUCGCAAGAAAGUGAUGACAUUCGAAUCCGAAAAGGCAACAUCAGUUCAUAAGGUCGGCUUCGCUGUUGGCCCAUUCGAGCAUGUCGAUCUCUUCUCCGAUUUUCGCACUGAAGAGGAUGACGAGAAACUCGGUGCGAGUGCGUUAAAGAUCCACGGCUAUUGCCUACCCAGGAAAGCAGACUGGGUCAGGAAUACCUGCGUAGCUCUAGCGACUGCCGCCGACUACCUUUCGCUCACCUUUUCGGGGUAUCCUUAUGACAGCUACAAGCUAUGCUUCGUUGAGGACAUGGUCGAGGAUACAUUGCCGCUUUAUUCGUUUUCGUUCAUCUCAACGCGUCUUUUGUAUCCGUAUAAGAUCAUGGAUACCGAGGUUGAUGUUACCCGAAAGCUAGUGCAUAGCCUGGCGACCCAGUGGAGCGGCAUCUGUGUUAUACCGAACACACGCCGCGAUCGUUGGGUUACCACGGGCAUCGCGUAUUACAUGACCGACCUCUUCAUGAAGAAGCUCUGCGGUAACAAUGAGUACCGGUUCCGCAUAAAACUCGCUGCCGACAAGCUUGUGGAGAUGGAUGUUAACCGCCCCUCCCUUUACGAGCUUGGAAGGUACCUACACGUCGGCGACUUUGAAAGGGAGUUUAUGGAUCUGAAGGCACCGCUCGUCCUGUUCAUCCUGGACAAACGAAUAGCGAAAGCCACGAGUGGCUCGCACAAUCUCACCCAAAUCCUCUCUCGCCUCUUUACAAAGGCUAAGAUCGAAGGCGACAACGUCAUCACGACGAAGAGCUUCCGGAAACUCUGCGAGAAGACUUCUAAGUACAGCCUCGAUACUUUCUGGGACCAAUGGGUCUACGGGUCCGGCUGCCCUCGCAUCCAAGUCACACAUCGGUUUAACAAAAAGCGUUUGUGUGUCGAGAUGACUAUCGGUCAGGUCCAAGGGCCCGAAGACAUUGAGAGGAAAGAGAUGAAACCGUCGGACUUUCUGCAAGCCAUCAAAGAGAAGCAAUAUGGCGUCGUCGGCGGUCCUAUCCAGCCAUUGUUCACGGGGCCCAUCACAAUCCGUAUUCAUGAGGCUGACGGUACUCCUUAUGAACACAUUGUUGAAAUCCGCGAGGACACCGCACAGAAGCGGACGGUCAAAUUCGACAUUCCCUACAAUACAAAGUAUAAGCGGUUAAAGCGCCGCCGAGAGAAGAAGCAGGCGAGCGCCGGUGCGGCGGCUGAAGCGGCCGCCGCUGCCGGCACUGAUGAGGGCUUCUUGUAUUGCCUGGGAGACACUAUCAACACGCCUGCGGACAUGGAACGAUUCGCAGCCGAAGAGUACAACGAGGCGACCGAGAAGCAGAUGGAUGCUGAGUCGUACGAGUGGCUGCGUGUCGAUACCGACUUUGAGUGGCUCUGCUCUAUGAAGGUCGGCAUGGCGCACUACAUGUUCGUGUCUCAGCUUCAGCAGGAUCGCGAUAUCGUCGCCCAGGAGGACACCCUGCUUUACAUCCAGAGGGAGACGCCGCAUCCGGUUGCCUCCACGGUGCUUGCGCGGACCCUGAUGGAUAUUAAGUAUUUCCACGGGAUCCGCACCAUGGCAGCCCACCUGCUCAAGAGCCAGUGCAACGAGGCGAUGGGAAUGAGGGGCAUGAUUCAGCUUGAGAUGGCGUUCCGUGACAUGUUCUGCCUUCCGGGUACGAACACUCCUAGGCCAAACGACUUCUCGGACAAGCGCCAGUACCUCGUGCAAUGCGCCAUCCCUGAGGCUCUGUCUCAAGUCCGCGAUAAGAACGGGAAGUGUCCCCUCAGGAUCAAGCGCUUCAUCUUGGACCUUCUUCGUCUUAAUAACAAUAGCGAAAACGAGUUCAACGAUGACAUCUACGUUGCUAAGCUGAUUACGUCUGUUGCGAACACGCUCAUUCCCAACAAAGUUCAGAACACAAUGGCGCUCAGCUUUGAGGACGAGGAGGAAGCGGAGGAACAGGAGCGCGAAGAGCAAAAGAUCAAGGAAGAGUGCCUCGAGGAAAUUAACCGUUACCUUAGAAGGGACGAGUGGUCUCACUCUUACCAGAACGUUUGGACGAUUGCGGGGUUGGAUGCUAAACAGCGUUUGAUGAAGGCUGGCGUGAUUCCGGUCGACGGGCUUGAUUUUGUCAAGUACCUGCAGGAUGCGACGUAUGACGAUGUGAGGAUCAAGUGCUGGGCCGCCCUCGUGGAUCUGGGCUUCAUGAUCGAACCCGUCAUCUUUAAGCUUUUCAUGUGUUGCCUCAGCACGGACAGGUCACCCUACGUCCGGGACCGCCUCAUGAAGAUAUUUUGCGAAGGCCUAGCAUCUAUCGCAUUCGGAGAGUACGCGAAGCCGAAACCACAACCGGCGGCGACGGCGGCUACGGCUGCGCCCAACGGAACGACAGGUCCUACCAUUAAGGAUGAGGACCUGGACAUGGCCGACGGCGAGGACGACGGCCUGGUGGUCGUUAACAUCGAAGCCACCGAGCGCGCCCUCGAGGAGGCCCGCAAGCUAGCGCAGCGCAAGAAGGAGUUGCCGCUGGCGCUGGAGGCGCUGAAGAAGGAGAUGGAGACGACGUACGGGGACGUCGAGAGGGAGCUCCAGCGCGCCGUGUGGAAGGCCAUAGAUUCGCCGGUCCUCGGUCGCGCUGAGAGGAUUACCCUGCUUGAGCUGUGCGCGACAAUGUUUGAUGAGGCGGAUCGGUGGAUUAUUACGUUGAAUUAUCCGAAGAGGUGGAAGGUUACGCGGAACAUCUACCGGCAUAAACCUUCGAGCCUUCUCGUCAAUUUCAAGUCGUACUACCGCACAAAACCACAGCAUCCUGAAAUUCUUCCUGUGCCGCCACCUCCAGUGCAAGCACCACCUCCACCAGCGGCGGCACCGCCCGAGCCUAAGCGGCCGAUGAUCGUCGCGCGCGCCUCCUCUAUCAAGGUCAGCCGACCGUCCAUCUCCGCCCCGUCAACCGGAGGAGGCGCCGCUGCCGCCGCCGCCGCCGCUCCACCCAAAAUCCCCAGCACCUCGUCCGAACGUCCCAGCAUCUCCGUCCCCGUGCCCAGCCACGCAGAUUCUAUCGUAGCCUCCCCCGUCGCCAUCACGACACCCCGACCGCAAAUCGAGCGCAAAAACACGCUCUCACUAUCCACUUCCUCGUCCCACAAACCGGCCAAGCGCCCCCGCGAUAAGCUCCAGGAUGCAGCAGGAGGGCCCACGGGAACGCCCGCCCCGAAACGACCCAAGGUGGAAAAGCCGCACAGGCCUUCCGUUGGCGUGACGAGCGGUACGCCGUCCAAGCGCUCGCGUAUCGUGACUCUUAAGCACCCAUCGCUCCGGGGGAUCCUGAGGAAGGUCAUGGGCCCUUCGAGCAUUAGGAUAGGCUCGUCGGGCGGUAAUAGUAGUCGGGGUAGUUCUGCUGGUGGAGCGGUGCCUUCGCCGCCGGCGAUGGGGUCUAUUCAGGCUAAGCCGGCGAGGAAACCGUUGCCUUCCGGUCCGGCGGGGGUAUCUUCUUCUUCAUCUUCUCACGGGCACGGGCACGGGCACUCGCAUGAUCGUGAUCGUGAUCGUGGUCAUGGUCAUGCUACGACGAAUGGGGGUGCGAGAGUGCCGUUGCCGGGUGGGAGAGACAAGCCUGCUUCCGCUCCAGCACCGGCUCCGGCUCGUCCGAAGAUUAUGCUGAAGCUUAAGACGAAGAAGGACCCGACGACGUGA